AGGAGGAAGUUGUCCUGACCUGACCAUGGAAAUGACUAGUCUCCUCUCUGAACCCUGAACCUAGUUGUCACUGAAUAAUCCGAGUGUGGUAAAACGAAUGCAUUGAUGAGUUUUAUGUUUGUUCCAAGUUCAGAAAUAUUUUAAAAAUGCAACCUCCACCGAAGCCAUGGGAAGGCGGGCCAGUAAAUAGGUAUCCAGCCCAAAUCAACACAGCAGGGCGCCGUUUUGUUAUGCAAAGUGGACCUCCGCUCCUACAUAGCUCAUCUCCAAGCUCAACUCUACCAGGAGGGGCUACGUAUCUGCAACCAUCUACGAAUCCUCAGAGGCCUCCUCCUCCACCUAGAAGGGCACAUGGCGUCUCAGGUCCUAGUCAGACAACUGGACUUAGAUCUCGGAUGUCAUUACCAUACUCAAGUUCACCUUAUGGCGGUCUUGCUGGUGGAUAUGGGAGUUAUGGUGGAUAUGGUGGAUACGGUGGAUAUGGGAGUUAUGGAGGCUUAGGAUCUUACGGUAUGGGUGGCAUGGGUGGCUAUGGAGGAUUUAACUCCUAUGGAUAUGGUUAUGGUAUGAAUAGAUAUGGAGCGCCAAAUCCUCAUGACCCAGAAAGCAGGUUUAUUCAGUUAGCAGAAGAGAGUUCGAGACCUGCAUUUCAAUCUAUUGAGUCACUUGUUCAAGCUUUCCACUCAGUAAGCAUGAUGCUAGAUUCAACAUUCAAUGCUGUUUAUACAUCAUUUCGUGCUGUUCUUGGGGUUGCUGAAAAUUUUGGCCGCCUUAGAUCUUUGCUGGGACAAUUUUUCUCAUCAAUAGCUUUCUUCAGAGCAUUCAUUUGGCUCUACAAGAAAGUUCUCUACUUAUUAGGUCUACGGCGUGAAAACCCGAGUCAGGAUCAGCUGUGGCAAGCAGCUGUACAAGCAGCUGGAGAAGAGAUGGCAACUGCAGCUGGAAAGCCAAAGUCUUCCUGGCCUAUUUUGAUGUUUAUGGGUAUUGUGUUCAGUGGACCAUACCUUAUUUUUAAACUCAUGAGUUCCCUCAACAGUUCUGUGGAGAGCACAGAAGCUGGCCCCCAGAAUGAGUCAUGGAAUCCUGAUCAGAGGCCUGGUACUCCUGCCAUUGCUAUGUAUGGCUUCACAGCUCAAACUGAGGAUGAGUUGAGCUUCUACCCAGGCCAAAGAGUUCAUAUUGCUCCUGCUUCUUUCCAACGCAAGGAAUUACAAGGUUGGCUUCUGGGAAAAGUUGAGGGAAGUCCACAAAUAGGCCUAGUGCCAUACAAUUACUUAUCAGCAGCAACACAGAAUACACCUGUGAAGAAUACAAUAUCUGAAACAGUUGCAAAACCACAAAGUAGUGAGAUAUUGGAUAGCCCUUCUGUUGAACCAGUUGCAGAAGCUGAAUCUCCAUUCCCCAUAGAACCUGGUACAGAUAAGAACUAAGGUGUUGUGGUUUCUCCAUGUUUUAUUCCUGUAACUAGUGAAUAUUUGGACUCAUUCCUAUUUCAUAUUCUUCAAAGCAUUUAUUUAUAAUGAGAGGAGGCUGUAUGUUUGUUUUAUUUCUCUGAAUGUGAUAUUCUUGACUUAUUUUAUAUAGAUAUAUACUGUAAAUUUUGUUUUUAACAAGUAGAUUGAAAAUCUAGCACCAUGGAGUAAUAUAUCUUUAGUUUCAAAAUGAGUUUACCCCACUGUGAUCUUUCUGGUAUGAGGACAACCCACAUUAUUCUUAAGCCACAUAGGCAACAGCAGGGCAUCGUAAUGUAACUUGUGAUGAAACUGCAUGAAACAGAAUAAAAUUGCAGUUUACAAGCGUUUUUGAAGCAUUAUACAUGUGAAUACUUCGUUUUCUCAACCCUUCAAAAAUGCAUUAUAAUUGCAAUUUUAUUUUCAUUCUGAUGCGUUACUGUUAGGCAUGUCAUUAUGGUAUGACGCCCUGGGCAACAGCAGCAUUGGGACCUCAUUGUUUGUGAACACAGGUUCUGGAGAGUCAUAUAAGGUACAAUACCAAGCAAGCAUGAUAUUGAAACAAGUUUUCAAAACCACUUCUUGCCAUUCAAGUAAUGUAAGCUAAAUUUGUGCUUUAAGUUAUGGCAAGUUACCAAUAUUAGUAUUGUUUACUUUUGUUUAUAAAGGCUAUUUGUUGUGCCAAUAUAAUUUGUAUUUGAGUUUAAGGUUUAUAAAUAAAAUAAAAGUAAGUUGA
Frankliniella occidentalis (western flower thrips) is the source of this 2187-nucleotide messenger RNA. It is a transcript of the gene Pex13, whose product is annotated as probable peroxisomal membrane protein PEX13. The coding region runs from base 147 to 1430 and encodes 427 amino acids. The transcript has 6 exons. NCBI's taxonomy places the organism in Eukaryota, Metazoa, Arthropoda, Insecta, Thysanoptera, Thripidae. Gene Ontology annotation, molecular function: protein binding. Gene Ontology annotation, cellular component: peroxisomal membrane; peroxisomal importomer complex; peroxisome. The record is from RefSeq and is a predicted model, not a curated record. Gene Ontology annotation, biological process: protein import into peroxisome matrix, docking.